AUGAACCAGAAUAACGUUGAAUACCGGCGCAAGGCCGCGGCUCCCGACUCCGACACAGUUACCGCGAACCUCAUUUCGCGCGAAUCCUUCACCCUCGACGAUCCCGUCCCCAAGACCCCCAUCGCCAAUAACCAUGGCUUCUUCGAGCUUCCGGUACAAGACCAGAGGAACUUCCUGCUGUUGGUGCUUCUGUACUUUCUGCAGGGCGUGCCCAUGGGUUUGGCGGGCGGCUCCGUGCCUUUCCUUAUGAAGGACCACAUGUCGUACAGCGAGAUUGGAAUUUUCAGUCUGGCCUCAUAUCCGUACUCUUUGAAGCUCCUCUGGAGUCCUAUUGUGGAUGCAGUCUGGAGUCCCAAGGUCGGUCGCAGAAAGAGCUGGAUUCUUCCCAUCCAGCUGCUCUCCGGGCUGGGUAUGCUGUGGCUCGGGUCGACUGUGGAAAGUAUGAUGGCCAACACCGGCAAGCCCGGCGGCCCUACCGUGUGGAACUUCACUGGGUGGUGGUUCUUCUUAGUUUUCAUGUGCGCCACCCAGGAUAUUGCUGUGGACGGCUGGGCCUUGACCCUCCUGACACCCGGGAACGUUUCCUACGCGUCUACCGCGCAGACUGUGGGUCUCACUGCCGGUCACUUCUUGUCUUACACGGUCUUCUUGGCAUUCAACUCCAAGGACUUUGCGAACCGCUACUUCCGCAGCUCUCCUUUGGACCACGGACUGAUGUCUCUUGGUGGAUAUCUUACUUUCUGGGGCUGGGCCUACAUUGCCAUCACCAUCGGGCUGUCUCUCUUCAAACGCGAGGAGAAGACCAAGAACGAGGAUGGCAUCUGGGAUGUGUAUAAGAUCAUGUGGGGUGUCCUCAAGUUGAAGAACAUCCAGACCAUCAUCGUCGUCCAUCUCAUUGCCAAGAUCGGUUUCCAGGCCAACGAUGCUGUCACGAACCUCAAGCUUAUCGACAAGGGUUUCGGUCAGGAGAACAUGGCUUUAACGGUUCUCAUCGACUUCCCUUUCGAAAUCGCGCUCGGAUACUACGCCGGCAAGUGGUCGCAAGAGUACACUCCUAUGCGUCUUUGGUGUUGGGGGUUCGUGGGGCGUCUUGUUGCUGCUCUCAUCGCUCAGUUAACUGUCACCAUUUUCCCGGCAGGCGGCGUCACCCCCUGGUACAUGCUGAUGGUCAUCGGCGAGCAUGUAUUCUCGACUUUCACCAACACGGUCAUGUUCGUUGCCGUCUCAGCUUUCCACGCUAGAAUCGCAGACCCUGUCAUCGGCGGCACCUACAUGACUCUCCUGGCUACUGUCUGCAACCUUGGUGGUACCUUCCCGCGCUUCUUCGUCCUGCGUCUGGUCGAUUACUUCACCGUCGCAACCUGCCAUCCCGGCAAACCCGCGGAUCUGAGCUCCCUCAAGGGUUCAGUCAUCACCGAGCCCUUCUCAUGCUCCUUGCAACCAGACAAGGAGAAGUGCAUUGCCGGCGGUGGUACUUGCGAUAUGGUGCGCGACGGAUACUACCUUGUCAACAUCAUCUGCGUCAUUUUCGGCGUCGUCACAUUUAUGCUUUACAUUCGCCCUAGAGUCUUGCAUCUGCAGUCGCUUCCCAUGAGGGCGUGGCGCCUGUCGCCUUCCAAAUAA
Molecule: messenger RNA, 1623 nt
Organism: Colletotrichum graminicola M1.001
Lineage: Eukaryota; Fungi; Ascomycota; Sordariomycetes; Glomerellales; Glomerellaceae
Product: acetyl-coenzyme A transporter 1
Exons: 2
Coding region: 1-1623 (540 amino acids)
Cellular component (GO): membrane
Molecular function (GO): acetyl-CoA transmembrane transporter activity
Source: RefSeq, a predicted model, not a curated record